Messenger RNA from Emericellopsis cladophorae, 699 nucleotides. RefSeq names its product protein disulfide oxidoreductase domain protein. The record is from RefSeq and is a predicted model, not a curated record. Bases 1 to 699 code for a protein of 232 amino acids. The transcript has a single exon. Lineage: Eukaryota; Fungi; Ascomycota; Sordariomycetes; Hypocreales; Bionectriaceae.
AUGACCAUGUCGCCCACUCAAAGGCUCACCGUGUCUCGAGGCGGUCCCGCAACAAACAGCUACGUCUGGAGUCCCUUUGUUACCAAGCUUGAAGCACGUCUUCGCUUCGCUGCGUUCAGCUACAGCCGCGAUGCUGGAUCCCCGCGGUCAGCACCCAAGAGAAAAAUCCCCUACGUCCAAUUCCCAGAUGCGACGACUCUAGGAGAUUCGACUCUGAUCAUCAAGUACUUGGUGGAAAGAGAUGCACUCCCGGAUCUCAACGCAACCCUGAAGCCCGCUCAGAAGGCGCACGAUCUCGCGAUUCGAGCAUUGCUGGAGGAUAAGCUCUACUUUUAUCACGGCAAGGAGAAGUGGUGCGAUAACUACACGACCAUGCGCGAUGGAGUCUUGGCAGCCAUACCGUGGCCCAUGCGGAUGAUCAUUGGAUACAUUGCACAGAGAGGCGCUAUUCAGAUGCUGUAUGGCCAGGGCACGCUGCGCCUACAGGAUGACGAGAUCACAAUGCUGAUGGCUGAGAUCUGGGACAACGUCGAAGCUCUACUCCAAGAGGCUAAGGUGUCUAGAAAAGAAGAACAAGGGCCAUUCUGGGCGCUGGGUGGCAAAGAACCAACGGAAGCUGAUGCUACCCUCUUUGGAUUCGUGGUUGGGGCGCUCGUCUGUGAUGCGUGGGUGCCCUCGCUUGAAAGAACUGGCCAGUGA